AUGGGUCGAUGCUUGGAAGGAGAAACACACACAAAUACAUACGACCACAAGGGUACACGUUUAAGAAUCAGUAAGUCGGAAGCAAUGAUCAAACUCGCCGGCUACAAUCAAGGUUUGUUGAACCAAAUUGACGACGUCCCUGCAUCAGCAGCCCGUUCUUCGCAGCUAGUCGCAAAUGUGGUCGAGAGUCGUCACCACUUGGGCGUCAAUAUCUGUGUACAAAUCAGAAUGCUCAAUGCUUGGACAGGUGCGCAAGUUUUCUUUCAAGUACCCUAA
Molecule: messenger RNA, 276 nt
Organism: Strongylus vulgaris
Lineage: Eukaryota; Metazoa; Nematoda; Chromadorea; Rhabditida; Strongylidae
Source: the annotation of a GenBank genome assembly